AUGCCGCAGGACGAAUCCAAGCUCGCCGAUCCCGUUAAGGAGGAGGCUGAGAAGCAGCUCGCUGCCGACAAGGCCAAGCAGCCCGCCGUCGAGUCCGAAUCCGAGGACGAUGACGUUGCUGACGCCGAUGGAGAUCACGAAGCUGACGCUGCGCAGGGCGCCGAGAGCUCUGCAGCAGGCGCCGCCAAGAAGAAGAAGAAGAAGUCCAAGCGAAAGAAGCUCAAGGAUGCCCUCACCGGCAAAUCCUCCGACCCCGAUGCCGACAAGAAGGAAGCCAUAGACAAGCUCACCCCUAAACAAAUACAAGACUUUAUGGCCUUCAAUCCAGCCCUGGCGCAGGAGGUCAAUGCCCUCGCCGGCGGAAGCAGCUCCGGCAGCGUCGAUCCUGCUCGCGCCGCCGAGCUGCUCAAAAAGCUCAAGCUCGAGGACGUCAUGACCGGCCUGGCCUCGACGGGCAAGAACGUCAAGGACAUGGCCUCCUACAAGUUUUGGCAGACGCAGCCCGUGCCCCGAUUCGACGACGCCGGCUCCUCCAAACCCAUCGAGGAGGGCCCCAUCAGAGUUCAGAGUCUCGACGAGGUCCCCAAGGAGCCCGCUCCGCUAGGGAUCGAGGGCUUCGAAUGGGCCACAGUCGAUAUAGAGGAUCCAGCGCAGAUCAAGGAAGUCUACGAGCUGCUCAAUGGACACUUUGUCGAGGAUAAUGAGGCCAUGUUCCGCUUCAACUAUGGGACCUCCACCCUCAAGUGGGCCAUGAUGCCGCCGGGCUGGAAGAAGGAGUGGCAUGUCGGAAUUCGAACGACGUCCUCAAAGAGGCUGGUCGCCUUCAUCUCGGCCAUCCCGGUAGAAUUGCGGCUUCGAGACAAGGUCCUACACUCGUCAGAGGUCAAUUUCAUGGUCGUCCACAAGAAGCUACGGUCGAAGCGUUUGGCCCCGGUCCUAAUCAAGGAGAUCACCAGGCUGUGCAACCAGCAAGGCGUCUGGCAGGCCAUAUACACGGCGGGCGUCGUGCUGCCAAAGCCGGUGAGCACGUGUCGCUACUAUCACCGAGCCCUGAACUGGCAAAAGCUGUACGAGGUUGGAUUCAGCCCCCUGCCUCCUAACAGCAAGCCCCAGUAUCAGAUCCGCAAGUAUCACCUACCCGAACAGACCUCAAUCAAGGGUCUCAGAGAGAUGAAAUCUGAAGAUGUGCCAGCCGUGCUCACUCUGCUCAAGCGGUAUCUCAGACGCUAUGAGAUGACUCCUGAGUGGAACGAGGAAGAAGCGGAGCAUUGGCUGCUACCCAAGGUGGAGCAGGGUGACGAGCAGUUUGUCUGGUCGUUUGUGGUUGAGGAUGAAAACAAGAAAAUCACCGACUUCGUCUCCUUCUACUCGUUGGAGUCGACCGUCAUCAACAACCCGCGGCACUCCGUCAUCCGUGCUGCCUACCUCUAUUACUAUGCCACAGAGGUUGGACUGACUGAGCCAGUUGAUAAAAAGGCCCUGAAGACUCGGCUAAACGAGCUUGUUCAUGAUCAACUAAUCUUGGCAAAACGACACAGGUUUGAUGUCUUCAACGCCCUCUCCCUCAUGGACAAUGGUCUCUUCCUCGAAGAGCAGAAGUUUGGUGGAGGAGACGGCCAGCUGCAUUACUACCUCUUCAACUACCGCGCAAAUCCUGUUGCUGGUGGCAUCAACAGGAGAAACCAGCUAGAUGAGGACGGCUUAAGCGGCAUCGGUUUCGUAAUGUUGUAA
Messenger RNA from Phaeoacremonium minimum UCRPA7, 1731 nucleotides. RefSeq names its product putative glycylpeptide n-tetradecanoyltransferase protein. NCBI's taxonomy places the organism in Eukaryota, Fungi, Ascomycota, Sordariomycetes, Togniniales, Togniniaceae. Gene Ontology annotation, molecular function: glycylpeptide N-tetradecanoyltransferase activity. The transcript is spliced from 3 exons. The record is from RefSeq and is a predicted model, not a curated record. The coding region runs from base 1 to 1731 and encodes 576 amino acids. Gene Ontology annotation, biological process: N-terminal peptidyl-glycine N-myristoylation. Gene Ontology annotation, cellular component: cytoplasm.